Xenopus laevis (African clawed frog) is the source of this 6715-nucleotide messenger RNA. RefSeq names its product kinesin-like protein KIF16B (gene kif16b.L). The record is from RefSeq and is a predicted model, not a curated record. The transcript is spliced from 24 exons. Gene Ontology annotation, molecular function: microtubule motor activity; ATP binding; cytoskeletal motor activity. Lineage: Eukaryota; Metazoa; Chordata; Amphibia; Anura; Pipidae. Gene Ontology annotation, cellular component: spindle; cytoplasmic vesicle; early endosome membrane. Gene Ontology annotation, biological process: vesicle-mediated transport; cell surface receptor protein tyrosine kinase signaling pathway; microtubule-based movement. The coding region runs from base 421 to 5919 and encodes 1832 amino acids.
CGGAGCUGUCGGCUUUCCAAUUCCCUGCCUUUACUUCCUACUUAUUCCCAGAACACUGAGGUAGUGCUGGUUCCAGCGUGACGUAUGGGCUGUUUCCCAGUUUAAGGGGCGGUGGAGGUGACGCUGCAUAUUAUCACCUGUUGUCGCUGGAUUUGUGCAAUGCCUCCAGCCUGAAGUGACAACACAAGUUUGCGCAGAGAAUCAGUAGCUGGAACUUGUAGUGGGGGAUUCUGUUUCCUGUGCAGGUGCUGAGUUGUGGGACAUUGGGCUGCUGUUCUGUCCCUUCUCUUAUUAUGUCCCCCACGUUGUUGCAGAGAGAUUCCUAUUAGCAUCCUGCCUCCAUUGCCCCGGGGAGCUGAUCGGGGGAUCCGCUGAAGGACUGCAGCUCUCAGUGAGCCCAGAGUAUCACAGGCAUGAGCCAUGGCAUCUGUCAAAGUGGCAGUGAGAGUCCGGCCGAUGAACCGAAGGGAGAAGGAUCUGGAGGCUAAAUUUAUUAUUGAGAUGGAAGGAAAGAAGACAACAAUCACCAAUAUUAAGAUCCCAGAUGUACUCUCUGGAGAUUUGGGAAGGGAGCGGACCAAAACAUUCACCUAUGACUUUUCCUAUUUCUCUGUAGAUAGUAAAAAUAUUGAUUUUGCAUCACAAGAAAGGGUUUUCAAAGACCUCGGGACAGAUGUCCUGCAAUCGGCAUUUGAAGGAUACAAUGCCUGUAUCUUUGCCUAUGGACAGACAGGCUCUGGGAAAUCUUACACCAUGAUGGGUAACCCGGGUGAUUCUGGAUUAAUCCCAAGGAUCUGUGAAGGUUUAUUCAGCAGAAUUGCUGAAACAACACGAUGGGGCGAUGCAUCUUUUCGUACAGAAGUCAGUUAUUUAGAAAUAUAUAACGAGCGAGUUAGAGACCUGCUUAGAAGGAAGUCAUCAAAAACAUUUAAUUUGAGAGUCCGAGAGCAUCCAAAAGAGGGCCCAUAUGUUGAAGAUUUGUCAAAGCAUUUGGUUCAGAAUUAUGGUGAUGUGGAAGAACUAAUGGAUGCUGGAAAUAUCAACAGGACCACUGCUGCCACAGGGAUGAAUGAUGUGAGCAGCAGAUCCCAUGCCAUUUUUACAAUCAACUUUACUCAGGCUAAAUUUGAUGCUGAAAUGCCUUGUGAAACAGUUAGCAAGAUUCAUUUAGUGGAUCUCGCUGGAAGCGAGAGAGCCGAUGCCACUGGUGCUACAGGUGUGCGGCUGAAGGAAGGAGGGAACAUUAAUAAAUCCUUAGUCACUCUGGGAAAUGUCAUUUCUGCCUUAGCUGAUUUAUCUCAGGAUGCAGCCAACCAUCUUGCUAAGAAAAAGCAAGUCUUCGUGCCUUACCGGGAUUCUGUUCUGACUUGGCUCUUAAAAGAUAGCCUGGGAGGAAACUCCAAGACCAUAAUGAUUGCCACUAUUUCUCCUGCUGAUAUCAAUUAUGGAGAAACCUUAAGUACACUUCGCUAUGCAAAUCGAGCCAAAAACAUCAUCAACAAGCCCACCAUUAAUGAGGAUACUAACGUCAAGCUAAUUCGCGAGCUUCGAGCCGAAAUAGCUCGCUUGAAAGCUCUGCUUGCUCAAGGGAAUCAGAUUGCACUUUUGGAUUCUCCCACAGCCUUGAGCAUGGAAGAGAAACUCCAGCAAAAUGAAGCCCGUGUAGAAGAAUUGACUAAGGAGUGGACCAACAAAUGGAACGAGACUCAAAACAUACUCAAAGAACAGACUCUGGCUCUAAGAAAAGAAGGUAUUGGAGUUGUCUUGGAUUCAGAACUGCCUCAUCUCAUCGGCAUCGAUGACGAUCUUCUGAGCACUGGAAUUAUUUUGUACCAUUUGAAGGAAGGGCGUACAUAUGUUGGAAGAGAGGACGCCGCAGCUGAUCAAGACAUUGUUCUGCACGGGCUGGAUUUAGAGAGUGAGCACUGCAUCUUUGAGAACCUCAUCGGCACUGUGACGUUAAUUCCCCUGAAUGGAUCUCAGUGCUCGGUAAAUGGAGUCCAGAUACUGGAAUCAACGCAGCUGAAUCAAGGUGCAGUAAUUUUAUUGGGUAGGACCAAUAUGUUUCGUUUCAAUCAUCCGAAAGAAGCAGCUAAAUUGAGAGAAAAAAGAAAGAGCGGCCUACUUUCUUCUUUCAGUUUAUCAAUGACAGAUCUAUCCAAGUCUUGUGAGAACCUUUCAGCUGUAAUGCUUUAUAAUCCUGGCCUUUUCCCUGUAAAAGGACCCAUUUGUUUAAGACUGGAGUUUGAAAGGCAGCAAAGAGAAGAGCUGGAAAAACUGGAAAGUAAAAGAAAAUUAAUUAAAGAAAUGGAAGUGAAGCAAAAAUACGAAAAAGCAGAACUGGAAAAAAUGCAACAAGAAGUUGAAUCUCAGCGUAAAGAAACAGAAAUUGUUCAGCUGCAAAUUCGUAAACAGGAAGAAAGUUUAAAACGCCGUAGUUUAGACAUUGAAUCCAGGCUGAAAGAUUUACUAGCUGAAAAAGUAAAAUUUGAAGAGGAGAGGUUGCGAGAACAAGAGAUUGAACUGCAAAAAAAGAAACAAGAAGAAGAAUGCUUUAUCAAAGUUCAAGAAGAGCUUCAAAGACUUCAGGAACUUCAUAAUACAGAAAAGGCUGAGAAAAUGGAAAUAUUCAGAGAACUGGAAAAACUUAAAAAGGAGAAGGAUGAUCAAUACUUAAAAUUAGAAGCAGAAAAGAAGAGGCUAGAAGAACAAGAAAGAGAACAACUUAAGCUUGUGGUCCGUCUUGAAGAGCAGCUUCGGGAAAAACAAGAAAUGAUUCAACUAUUCGAAAGAGGUGACGUGUCAAGGUUAGAAGAAGAGAUUGUUGUUUUAGAGGAUGUUAGAGAAGAUCUAUUGCGGGCUAAAGAAGCCAGAUCAGAGGGGGAAGGAGAUCCAGAAGAAGUUGAAAAAGCAACAAACAAAUACACGGAAUAUAAAAGAAUGCAGUUGGAGCAGCUAUCGGUCUUAGAAGGGGAUUUACACAGACAAACUGAUUGUUUGGAAAAGGAAAUCAAAGCUGAUCAUGAUACUCUUUCAAGACUAUGUAUUUCAAAUGUAGAAAACGGAGAACUGCACAAGACAGAAGAGGAGUCUUCCAUAGUCACACCACAAAUAGCAGAAGAACUGGAAAUGAUACAACAGACAGAAAACAGAAUUCACUGUAAAGAAAGACAGCUUAAUUACUUAAAACAAACUCAUUUACCUGCCGUAUUAGAUGAAAAGCAGAGGGCAUCUGAGAUACUUAACAGUGGUUUGCUUGGGUUGGAUAAAACAUUGUAUCAGAUUGAAAAGGAGAUUGAAGAAAAAGCUGAUCAGCUUCACCAGUUCAGGGCAAGCAGUGACCAGUUACAACAGCUACAAGAAACCUUUGAAUUUACCACUAACAUUGCCCGGCAAGAGGAGAAAGUAAGGAGGAAGGAAAAAGAAAUUCUUGAAUCAAGAGAAAAACAGCAAAGAGAAGCCCUAGAACAAGCUGUUGCUAAGCUGGAGAGAAGACAUUCUGCACUUCAGCGACAUUCAACUAUAGAUGUGGAAAUUGAGGAACAAAAAUGCAAACUUGCUGCUUUGAAAAACAGCGAGGAACAGGCCGAUCUGCAGGCUACAUUAGAGGCAGAACAAAAGGCUUUGGAGCAAGACCGAGAGAGACUAGCUCAUGAAAUUCAACAGCUGAAGCAGAAGAUACAUGUGGCUGAUCCACUUUCCAAAAAUCUUUCAGGAAGUGUAGAAGAAAAGCCUUCCCUUGUCAACUCGCCGGCAAGUCCAGUAAAAUCUCAGUCACAUUUACUUACAUUGAAUGAUGACAGGAUCCAUGCUUAUAUAGAAGAGGAGGUGCAAAGACGACUUCUGAAUAUCAAUAUGUCUUGUGACAACCUUAAUGGCCUUAGCCUGUCUUCUUCUGCAGACUUUGGAAUGAAUUCCGACGCAUACCUGAAUGGUGCCACGCAAAGAAAACUUAAAUACGAGAAUGUACAACAUCCUGAGAAAUUCCGCAAUCUACGUAUGCCUGGGACUAAAACCACUUCAGCGUUGCCUGAUCUGACGAGAACCGAGUAUCAGCACCUAGCUCCAGUGACUGAUGCACUUGCUGACUUUUCCGAAACAUAUUUAGACUCUCAAGAGAAAUAUUUAAGCAAAGGAAAUGAGAAAAGAACAUACGGAUCAUCUAUUAGUGAAUAUUUUGAAGUUCUGGCUGACACGAAAUGUGAACUGAGUCAACUCGUUAGUAAAAACAUUUCCAAGAACAAGUGCCUUCAUGAAAGUGUCCCAUGUGCUUCUUGUCACCAGACACAACUCGAGCUUUCAGAGAAUCCACUUUGUCACCAGGAUUUUAUAAAAACAGAAUAUGACUUGACUUCUAUGCAACAAAUUCCAUCCUCUGUAAUUGCUGAUACUAACGAAAUAUGUCAUUGUUCUCUGUCUGAGACUGGUAUGCUUUGUGAAACCAAUUUGAAAGAAAAUAUAUCUCUCUGCCAAAGUCCUACAAAUAUUCUACCAGAAUUCAGUGGUAGCAAAGUCAACUCAGAGGAAGCAGACAAGUUCAUACCCGACAAUACGGUGUUCAACGUCUUUUCUAAUAAAUUAUCUUACCUUUAUAAAAAUACACACUUGCCAACCAUAAAGGAGGUUGUUGACCAGGCAAAGAAGCUAUACAAUAAGCAGGACAACAGAAUAAAGUUCAAUCAAGUGCUUUCUCUAGUUAAAGACAUCCAGGUUUCAAAAUAUUUCCACCUACCCAUGACAAACCAUGGUGACCCAUGUGCUGCAACAGAAAGUCCUCCAGUGAAACAUGUUAAACUCUACACCUUUGUCCCAUCACAUAUGGUUUCAGUAGAACCAGGCCAGCCCAUGAUAUGUGAGCUCUCUCCUAGGAAAGAGAUUGUUGCUUUUCAUGACCAGAAUUGGCAAGAAGUCUGUAGAAAUACUAAAGUAUUUAGGCAUCCAUUUGUGCAAUUAAUGAAUGAGCUUCAGAGUUCUCUCCCUGAAGAAUUAUUAGAAUACCUAUCACAUACGUUGCCUGAGUUGCAAAUAGAAGAGAAAGCAUUUAAAAGUGCUUAUUGGCUUUGUGUCGCUAACUGUUCACAGUCUGAGCCUCAGCCCGCAUGCAUUCUUUUGUUUAGCAGCCAUAUUCAUGUAAUAGAUUUUUCCAACACCAUUCCAUCAUUGUUCGUCACCUUCCCACUGUUCACUUUGCAAGAGAUUAGAAUCUGCUUUGGGGGGCAAAGCUUUCUUUUUCUUGGACGUAAUCAAGAGCCUCUUCUUACUGGUUAUACCUUCAGUGGUGCCUACACUCAGCAAGUUUGUGGAGACAUAAUAGAAUCUAUCACUUCUGAAUCAGACUACGACAUGUGUAGAACUCAUCCACUUUUAACGAAAGACUUAAUGCGGUUGUCCCUUGACUGGAAUGUUGAACUAUCAGACAUUGUUUGCUCUAAUGGUUUUAAACUGACAAGUAAUUUCAGGGCGGCAUUAGCGGAUUUGGUUUACCUGCUUCAUGAAAACACGGAAGGCACAAAACCGUCAUUGGGCGAUAUGAGUCUUCUGUUCUACUCAAUAGUUAGGGUAGAUCACGGUCACAGAUAUACUUACAGAUCUUUAGUUCUUACCGAUACUUCAAUAGCUCUUGUGACAGAAAACCCUGGGUUUCAUGAAAGAGCUUGUUGGGUAAACGUUAGGCUGUGCACCUUACCUGAUCUCAAGUGCAUUAUUCUAGCAGAUAAAGGAGAUUUAACCAAAAUUACAGUUGUGUUUUCUAAAAAUACUAAUCAAGGUGUAAAUGUAAGUACCCGGCAUAAUGAGUUACUGCCAACUUUUUCCAAUGUAGCCAUCCAAAAACUUUUGCCAUUGGGAACAGACUUGUGGUCAAUUCAUCUGAGCUCAACUAAAAAAGCCCUUUUACUCAUUAGGCACAUAACCGAGUAGGAAAGAAUAUGGCCCAUGGAUAAGCUAGCAUAUGUGUAUACAGAUGUUUGUGCCAGUCAAAUGUAUCUCAGGUUUGCACUAUAAUAUGAAUUAAAUAUUUAAUUUCCAUUAUGUCCAAAAAGUAACAAUGAGACAAUCUACAAAGCCUUAUAAAGGGAUACUCAAUCUAAUACACAUUUUAUGUUAUCCUUCGAUGUAAAAAGCAACCAAAGCCUUAAAAACUAUGUGCACUUUAGGAGUCUAGAUUGCCUAAAAGCAAAAUUAGAAUAGUUCCACCUGUGGCAAAUGGGAGAGUGUGUUGCAGUAUAUUAUAGGUAAUUAUAUUAGGGAUGCACCAAAUCCACUAUUUUUGAAAGAUUUGGCCGAAUACCAAAUCUUAAUCCUAAUUUGCAUAUGCAAAUUGUAUUUGUGUCACUAACUGUUCAAUUUGCAUAUGCAAAUUAGGGUCAGGAAAUAAAAAAGUGGAAAAUAAUAUAUUUUCUUCCCUGUUUUGUGAUGAAAAGUCACAUGAUUUCUGCGGAAAAAGGUUGAAUCCCAAACCGAAUCCUGGAUUUGGUGCAUCUCUAAUUCAUAUACAUUUUCGUGAGUUAUUUUGAAAGUGAGCCCCAGGUAAAAAACAUAACAAGAAGAAUACUUACUUCACUGUCUGCGUUUAUGUUCUAAUGGAUAAGAGCAUCUCGAAAUGUCCUAUUUUAAAUAUUGCUAAUUAAUUUUUAUGCAUUUCUUAUUCAUGUUGUACAGCUUUCUGUUGCUAUAAAUAUGAACAGUUUUCAUAAAAUUGCAUAUUUUGAAACUA